Molecule: messenger RNA, 4675 nt
Organism: Lytechinus variegatus (green sea urchin)
Lineage: Eukaryota; Metazoa; Echinodermata; Echinoidea; Temnopleuroida; Toxopneustidae
Gene: b4gat1
Product: beta-1,4-glucuronyltransferase 1-like
Exons: 4
Coding region: 188-1501 (437 amino acids)
Molecular function (GO): glucuronosyltransferase activity
Source: RefSeq, a predicted model, not a curated record
UUCAAGUUAGGCGAGGAGCCCAAAGAAAUUACACGAACACUGAGGUGCGCCAAUUUCUGACCGUCGAGGAGAGCCAAAUUAUAACAAGUUGAGAGGUGAUUUUUCAUGGUACCCAUGGCAUUUUAUGAAUUUUCAAAAAGAACUUGGAUUGAAAUGUUCUACUUAGAGGUGUACUUCAUAAAUCAAGAUGCAUUGUACAAUGCUGCAGUACUCAAUCUGUGCCCUUGUGGUGUUGCUGACACUUUUACAACUCAUACAACUUACCAUGAUCUCAUGGUUGGAUAAUAUCAGUCCUAAUCAUAUACAAAAUAGAGCAAGAGAAGUGUUACCAAUGUCAGACAUGCAGAAGCAGAAUGAAACACAUCAACAACGAGAACAACUCAUCCACAUUACUUUGCCAGCAGCAAAGCUGAACACAUAUGGCUCUUAUCAAAUAUUCUAUGAUAUCUCAAAGACUCGACUCAAAUCAAUUAAGACGAGAGAUAUUACUCUUGUCUCACACAGUUCUAUGAAUAAUUUAUAUCAUUUACCAGAGUUAGUGGACAGGUGGAAAGGACCAAUUUCUUUGGCUGUGUUUGGGAGUUUAUCUGAUGUAAAAACUCUUGUAAGUUAUGUCAUGUCUCUAAAAGAAUGUAUCAUAGGAGUGAGAAGAAAUGUGACAUUCCAUUUGGUCCAUCCUGUUAACUCAAUAUCAGAAGAGGCUGAAGUAUUUGGGUCGGUCCAUAAUAAACAUUCUUUCAUGGUACCUUUGAUAGAUUGCAGUAAACUUAUUGAUGCAAUUAAGGCGUCAUAUAGCAAUGUGCAGAAUUAUGCUGAAGAUGGCAUUUUGUAUCCAAAUAAUCUCUUGAGGAAUGUUGGCCGUUCAAACAUUUUAACAGAAUAUCAUUUAGUGCUGGAUAUCGAUAUGCUUCCAAGCGUUGGUCUGCGGGAGAAGUUCUUAAACUUUGUGAAGGGUUCAUCGUCUCUAUGGCUGGAUGAAGACAUGGUGCAUCAGAUGGUUUUUGUAUUACCAGCAUUUGAGAUGGAUAUUGAAGCAGUUUCCAAGGUGCCCAGAGAUAAGAUGGAGUUGUUGAACUACUUGGAGGAGGAAAGAGUUCGACAAUUUUAUGUGAAGGCCUGUUCCUAUUGCCAGAACCAUACAGAUUAUGUCAAAUGGACCAGUCUGCAGAGCGUAACUGGUAAGCUAAGUGUGGCCUAUACAGUGGAAUGGAAGCCUUUGUGGGAACCCUUCUACAUCAGCAGGAGUGAUAUACCUAUUUAUGAUGAAAGAUUCAGACAGUAUGGUUAUAAUCGCAUCAGUCAGAUAUGUGAGCUGUAUAUGGCAGGUUUCAAUUUUGCAGUGCUGGAUAAGGCAUUUGUUGUUCACAAGGGCUUCAAAGAAAAAACAGAAUUUCAUCAACAGAAAGACGAAGAAAAUCGUAUGAACUACUACCUCUUCCUUGAAUUUCACACAGCUCUACAAGCUAAAUAUCCAGAGACCAAGAGAAGGUGUAUUAAGUAAGAGCCUCCUGUUUGUAAUCAAUAUAUGAUUUUUUUCAUAUUUAUAAUAAUGUUAAUGCUCAGAUUGAACUACAAUAUAAUUUUAAUGAUUUGUGGUAUAUUUUCUUGGGUAAGACACAAACAAGUUGAUAGAUGUAAUUUAUAGGACAACUGCCCAGGGACGACAACUCCCCUGAUUAGGUGCAUGCUAGAGUUUUUUUUAGAAGGACUUGCAUUUUUGGGUAAGGUCAGGGUGUUCUGUUGGGAGACUUGAUACCGAUUUCAGUAACUCAUGAUUUUUGGUCUGCACCAGGCCCGCACUAAAAUAGUCUGCACCACAAGCAGACAAAUACUAGGGCACAUAAGAGAUGUUGGUGGUCUGGUGCUGCUAAUAGCAGUGUCAAAAUAAUAGGCCUACUGGUCUGGUGGCGGGCUAUUUUAGCAUGCGGCAUUCAUAAACUCAACAUUUUACGACUUAGAUAAGAGCUGGUGUUGACCAGCGAGUUACUGAAAGCAGUAUUAUACUCUAAGGAGGUCUCCUCCAGGUGAGAAGUGUACAAGAAUGUUCAUGGGUGAAUGUUAUCAAAGGGAGUUGUCCACCUGGAGGAGUUGUAUUUAACAGCGAUAGACAUACCAUGGGCAAUAAUUAAAGCAUAUAAUUUAUUAAUUUUCUGUAUUCAUUCACUACCGAUUGCAUACUACUGUUGACUUCCUUUGCUUGUUUGUGCAGACAAAAAUAAUGACAAAGAUUACCGGGUACACAAUUAUUUUUCUAUAUAAGCUUGAAAUCUUUUAAUUUCUAAAUUAGCAUACAUUUUUCAUUGGUGUACAUAAAUACUGCUCUUAUAAUGAUACAUAUACCUUAUACAUAAAAUCAUAUGUAGGCAGAUGUAUAUUAUCAGUCUAAAUGAACAGGGACAUGUUUAGAACUUGUAAUUUACAGGCAGACAUUGAUCAGUAAUUUUCUGAGUUUUCUUGCCAUCUGAAACACUUUAAAAAUGUUCUGUUUAUUUUUACACAAUUAAACAUUAUUUAAACAUAUGCACAGUACUGAACAGUCUCUUUGGAUCUGAAAUAUCUAGACACGCUUGUUAUUACUGUAACUCGUCCAGUAUUUUUUUAAAUUAAAUUGCCAAAAUUCUUUUUAUCUGAGGCAUAGUAAACAUCUUGAUCUACAUGAACUUAGUUUAAUUGAUGGAAUAUUAUAUUAAGAAAGAGUAUGAUGGGCAGCUGAAGUGAUUUCUUUGUUUGCUCCAUGAAGCUUCCAUUGGAAACCAAUACAAUUCAAUAUCAAUUUGGUUGAUUCACUAUACGGUGUGCCAUUGGCUGCAGCAAAAUUCGCAAUGCCUCAUGGGAAAAAGUCAUCAGCUGUUGCUCCCGCUUGUAUUAAAUAAGUGCAUGCAGGCAUGCGAUUGUUAAUCGCUGGCCGACGCGGCUCAACCAGAUAUGCUGUUUACUAGGGUCCAGGAGGUGGGAGAGAAAUUUUCCUGCAUAUUUCUUUGCGAAAUUAAAACCAUUUUUUUUUUGCUGAAUUCUGGCCAUAUGGUUGUCAUUUUUGAAGCAUCAUAGCCACAUUACAGUACGUUAGCACUGUGCGCUGCUUGCGCUUCCACGUGAUGCCGACCCUGAAGUUAAACAUCUUGUUUGUUCACUGCAACUGAUAGAUGGCGCACCAUAUUAUAAUAUGAAUCCACCGAAUUGGAGAGUGAGGGAGUUUAAUGAUACCAUGAUAACUUUUUAUGUGAUUUUAUUUUUGAAAGACAAAGCAGUUGUAGAGAAAAAUAGCUAAGCUCACAUUAAAUUUUAUGCUGCUAGCUGCACCGCGGGUCAAUUUCCUCUUCACAACUGUUCACUUUAAAAAAACUGUUUAUGAACAGAAUGUUAAAUAUAUCUGAUAAACAAGACCUGUUCGAUUAUUGUAAAAGAAGAUGCUUAGAAACUUUCGGAAAAGUAUGUCAGAAGGGGGGGGAUGUUGGAUCAGGCACUUCCUGAUCUAUCAAGGAUUAUUGUUUGUUAUUCCACAUUGAAAUAAAGAAAAAUUCCUCUUUUUCAAAAUUCUUUUGAUUAAAUCAAGCUAAGAUGAGCUUUGUCAAUUUAUGUUUGGCAUGUACAUGAUGUUUGUGGAUGAUUUCUUUACUUCAAUAUGUGACCUAUAUGCACUUAUUUCUUAUAUUUCUAUUUUCCUAUUGCUAAUUCCUUUAUAUAUCUUGCUUCAAGUACAUCAUGUACAUUUAAUAAUUAUAAAUAAUAACAGUGUCUUGCAUGGAUGCCUUUAGUAGUCAACACAAAGGAGAUGUAAUGAUUCUCGGGCAAAAUGAAAAAAAAUAGAAAAUGAUUGUAACUAUUAGCUGAAGAUAUAUGCUUUAGAGUUGUGAUUUGAAGUUAGUGGAUAUUACUUAAAAUAAGCUUGCUUACAAAUGUUUGGAAGUAUCUUUUGGUAGCGUCACAGUUAUUCUUCAAAACUAAAUGAAAAUUUAAUGUAACUGCAGUGACCAAACUUAUUAGCAAUAAAGACAGUUAUUUUGACAAUUGUUUUCAAAUUUUCUUUUUCAAACUAGCAAUAUGAAAUUAGCCAACUUGCUGUGGAUGUAAGUUUAUGAUAAACUGAAUGAAUGGUUCUUUCCAUUUCCGUUUAAUGUCAUUUUUAUUCUGGACUUUGUUUGAUCAUUCUGAAAACCACUAUUUUCUUUUAAAUUUAUUUUAUGUUAUAUUUUUAUUACUAGUACAGCUUCCGUAAAAUAGUAAAGAAUGAUUUCCAGUACAUGUAACUUAUAUUUUUCUUGCAAAAUAAAGAGGGUUGAACACAAUAGCCUGAAUGUUUCAAAGGUAUAUAGCUUUGAAUCUAUCUUACAUCUUUACAUAUCCUUAUAAAUUCAUGUUUGUUGUUUCCUGUAUGUCAUUUUUGUUAUUUCAGUACUGUAUUCAUUGUCAUACAUGUAUGUUGUGGUGUAAAUGGCACAAACUCCAAUUUUGACUGAAUGGAAUUUCCCAUUGCAACCAAUAAUGUAGAUGUAAGUUAUUUUUGUUAAAUGGUAAAUGGUAAUAUUAUGCAAACUGGUAGACAGAGACACUAUAGUUGAGGGCAUGAAAAAGUAUUUGAAGUGCAAAAUUCAUGCGAAUGUAUUGUGAUAUGGAGGAGGUGUAAUAACUGAAUACAUGUAGAUACUUGUUUGUAUUUGUGUAUUUUUUAAUCGAA